Messenger RNA from Cinclus cinclus, 606 nucleotides. It is a transcript of the gene SMDT1, whose product is annotated as single-pass membrane protein with aspartate rich tail 1. Gene Ontology annotation, biological process: mitochondrial calcium ion homeostasis; calcium import into the mitochondrion. The record is from RefSeq and is a predicted model, not a curated record. Lineage: Eukaryota; Metazoa; Chordata; Aves; Passeriformes; Cinclidae. Gene Ontology annotation, cellular component: uniplex complex; mitochondrial inner membrane. The coding region runs from base 10 to 303 and encodes 97 amino acids. The transcript has 3 exons.
GGCGGGACGAUGGCAGCGGCAGCCGCUCGGCUCCUGUCGGCGACCGUGGCUCGCUCGGGGCGUGCGAGCUGGGGCGUGCCGGGCCGAGCCCCGGCCGUGCCGCUGGUGCCCUCUCGGGCAGCCACAGUCACCCGCAGCGGCGCCAUUUUGCCCAAGCCGGUUAAGACGCCCUUCGGCCUUCUCAGAGUGUUCAGCGUCGUGAUCCCUUUCCUGUAUGUUGGUACUCAGAUCAGUAAGAACUUUGCAGCCUUACUUGAAGAACAUGAUAUCUUUGUCCCAGAGGAUGACGAUGACGAUGAUUAAAGGCCCUGGAAGAGAAGAACAGAAGGGAGAAAGCCAUUGACAAAGCAAUGGUUCCAACAUCUGUCACCUGUGUUUUGUCCUUCCUAACAAGGACAGGGGACUUUGUAUCCCCUUUUGCCAGUGAGUGUCCUGCACGUCUCUGUAUGCUGGAAAUCUGUAGAUCAGGAUUGAAGGAAGUGCUUGAUAAGCCCUGUGUCCUUGCACACACAUGCUCACCUCAUCAAAGACUGCUUGGGAUGCCUUUAAUUAGCAACAUGGGAAACACUUAAUUAAAGAUGAAGAGAUUGACAUGUGCAACUUCAA